CUCUGCCGCCCUUCACCUCCUGAAAACUCUCUCUCUCUCUCUCUCUCUCUCGCUCGGGACCCAGUUCCAACUCUCUAGCACUGUUCGCAAGGUCCGAGCUGCUAUCAAUCUGUCAGAGAAGCGCUUGCGUGCUGUCAGAGCUCUGCCCUACUGCGCCUGCAAUCAGUCUGGAGAGAGAGAGAGGAGUUUGGAGGGACAAGUGUGCGAAAAGAGCGAGAAUUGAGGGAGAAAAAUAGGAUUUUUAUUUUUUUUUGGUUGGAAUUUUAUAUCGAUGGGAUAGAUCAUGGGCUUUGAACAGUGGAAAAAUCAUUUCCCGGGGUUUUCAAAAGAUUCUCGCUUUGUGGUUCGGAGAUUCCCUUUGUUUGGGGGAAUCUUGGGUGGAGAGCUUUGAGAAUUGGCUUUCUUGGAGCUUGAUCGAUUUAUGCAAGACUGAAACCCUAUAAGGUUGAACAGAAUGGCUACGUUGGUGCCUGGUGUCCUUCUUAAGCUUCUCCAAAAUAUGAAUACUGAUGUUAAGGUUGCUAGUGAGCAUCGUUCUUCUCUUCUUCAGGUUAUUAGCAUUGUUCCUGCCCUUGCUGGGGGUGAUCUCUACUCUAACCAAGGAUUUUACCUAAAGGUUUCUGAUUCUUCCCAUGCCACCUAUGUGUCUCUACCUGAUGAGCAUGUGGAUCUUAUCAUGAGUGAUAAAAUCCAAUUGGGACAAUUUCUUCAUGUUGAGUGCCUUGAGGCGUCAUCUCCUGUUCCCCUCCUUAGGGGUGUGAAGCCUGUCCCCGGUCGGCACCAAUGUGUUGGCGAUCCUGAGGAUCUUGUUGCGACACAUUCUUUAGGUUUUCUUGAUACUGAUAACAUGAAAGUAACAAAUGAUAUCAAAGGAGCUAGUACCCUCGCUUCAGAAGAAGCAGAAAAAAAGAAGACCAAGGUGAGCAAGCAGGAUGAGGUUCAUAAUGUCAAGGUUGCGGAAAAGAGCAAGGCAUUACUCUGCAGGUCAAAUUCCUUGGUCUUGAAGCAAGCAGUAAAUGGCACACAGAAAGUAGAGCAGCUGAAGAAGAGUAAGGAUUUGGUCAACAGAUCAAGCUCUUUGCCCUUGAAACGGGUAGUGAAUGGAACCUGUAAAGUGGAGGAGCUGGAAAAGAACAAGACAUCAUUCAGCAGACCAAGCUCUUUGGUCUUGAAACAAGCAGUCAAUGGGAAAGUUGAGAAAAAGUGUCCAGCUGGUACCAAGGCGCAAUCCGGGAAUUCAAGGUCAAUUCCAUCCUCUCCUAGGAGUUGUUACUCACUGCCUGUAUCAUUUGAGAAAUUCUCCAAAGCAACGAAGCAACAAACUAUAUUUAAAGGGUCAGAGAAGACUACUUCCUCAAAGAUGGAUUUGUUGGACAAAGCAACUACUGUUUUAAAGUCAACAACUGCUAGGAGAAAGCCAGCUACUGGAAACCCAGUUGGGAACUUGCUGACAGCAAUUGAGCCAGGACCCAAGGCUCUGAGAAAGAGCUGGGAGGGGAACAUGGACAUGAAGAGAAGGGACAAAUCCACUGCUAUAGGUGCAAAGACUGAGAAGAAAUUAGAGACUCGGAGCUCUUCUGUUCCUCACAGAAGUGUAAGUAAUGAAAGGUUGCAACCUAAGGAAGAUUUAAAGCUCCAAUCCAUGCAAAAGAAAGGCAAUUCUACUGCAUCUUCAGAAGACGCUGUUAAGUCAAACAAACUACACUCUCCUGUUGUAAAGAAGAUAUCUGAGAAAACUAUCAAUCUCAGUCUGGGUGGUUUGGUCAAAGUUCUUCCUAGUAGUAGAAGAUGGACUGAUGGUAGCGUAUCUUGGGCAUCUCUUCCGCCAUCUCUGAGUAAACACGGAAAGGAAGUUAUGAAGAACAGAGAUGCUGCUCAACUAGCUGCUAUUGAAGCCAUGCAAGAAGCUUCUGUUGCUGAAUGUUUACUCCGAUGCUUAAGUAUGUUUGCAGAGCUAAUUUCAGCAGCAAGGGAGGACAAUCCUCAGCCAGCAGUGGAGCAGUUCCUAAACCUUCACAACACCCUCAAUCAUGCAGGUCUUGCUGCUACUUCCUUUCCCAAAGCUCUUCACCCCUACAACACCUCUCCAAACCAAUCACCUAGCAGAAAUGAUCCCGUAAUCUCUGAGAAAGCCCUUAAGAUCUCAUCAGACCGGCGAAAGCGUGCCACAUCAUGGGUCACUGCAGCAAUUGCCACUGACCUCUCUUCCUUCUCCCUAUAUGAGCACAAAAGCAGUAACCAAACACCAACACCAAUCUCAACCUCAUCAACACCUGCAUUGUUGGCCGUCCUCAAUAGCACUGCAAAAUCAUCUCUUUCAAAGGUCAAGCCUCGGACUACAUCAGCCUCGGUACCAUCUAAGCCAGCUGUGAUACCGAGAAUUAAAACACGGGUAGCAUUGGAAUCACCCCCACGCCAUUGGACACAAGGGGGAGGGCUAGAAGAGGGAUCAGAACUCACAAAAGCACUUGGUGAAGAAUCGAGGAACUGGUUUUUGAGUUUUGUGGAACGGUUCUUGGAUGCUGAAGUUAACAAUCCCAGACCGUCCGAUAGGGAGCGCGUAGCAGGAAUGUUGUCACAGCUCAAGAAGGUCAAUGAUUGGUUAGAUGAAGUAGGAAAGGAAGAGGAAGGCACAGACCGGGAAUCGGUCCCUGUAGAGACAAUUGAACGACUUCGAAAAAAGAUCUACGAGUACCUUCUUACUCAUGUGGAGUCUGCUGCAGUUGCUCUCAGUGGGAGUAGUUGUAGUAAUAUGACCGGUGUCUCAUCCACUGCCGGCGCCCCUCAGAGCCGUAAGCGAUGAUAAUUCCUCAUUUGCAGAGUUGCAAUCCCCGGCCUCGGCCUCGCUAAUGUUCUAACUUGGUGAAACAUUGAUCGGUGACAGAAAAAAAAAAAUUCGACUGGUCGAUAUAGAAAAUAUAGCUGACGGUUCUAAUGAUUCUUGUUGAUUCCCAUGUUUGCUUUCCAUGUUUUAGAUUUGAGAUUACAGGGCAACAAAUGUUGCUUGUAGUCAUUACAAAGGAACUGUUUCAUUGCCAAAAUACUUGUUUAACUUCAAUAGAAAUGUGAUGUAUAAAUCAUUCAUGU
Molecule: messenger RNA, 3087 nt
Organism: Dioscorea cayenensis subsp. rotundata (Guinea yam)
Lineage: Eukaryota; Viridiplantae; Streptophyta; Magnoliopsida; Dioscoreales; Dioscoreaceae
Exons: 5
Coding region: 455-2803 (782 amino acids)
Source: RefSeq, a predicted model, not a curated record